Messenger RNA from Ixodes scapularis (black-legged tick), 1161 nucleotides. RefSeq names its product amine sulfotransferase-like. Gene Ontology annotation, molecular function: sulfotransferase activity. Lineage: Eukaryota; Metazoa; Arthropoda; Arachnida; Ixodida; Ixodidae. Gene Ontology annotation, cellular component: cytoplasm. The coding region runs from base 1 to 924 and encodes 307 amino acids. Gene Ontology annotation, biological process: sulfation. The record is from RefSeq and is a predicted model, not a curated record. The transcript is spliced from 2 exons.
AUGAGCACACCGAGACGCUGCCCAGUGACUCAGUACAUCGACGGUGAACCAUGCAGCAUCUACUUCAGCCCCGCUCUUUACCGACAAGUCCCAACCUUUGAACCACAAGAGGGAGAUAUUAUACAGGUGUCGUACCCCAGAUCUGGGUCACACUGGAUGCAGCAAAUCGUCCAGCUGAUCAUGUCCAAGGGGGUGUCGGUGAAAACGUACAACGAAUCCCUUGAGAAGGCGCCUUUCCUCGAGGUCGUGGAAGUCAGGUCGACCUCAUCCCCCAGACUCCUCCGGACCCAUUUCUCAAUGAGCAAACUUCGCCUCAGACCCAAGGCAAAGUACAUCUACGUGGCACGGAACCCCUGGGAUUGCUGCGUGUCGUGCUACCACUUUGCACGAGAAUGUCCCGGCAUGAAGUUCAUCAACGGAGCAUUCGACGACUUUUUAGACGCGUUUCUCGACGCAAAGAUUGGUUUUGGCGACUACUUUGAGCAUAUUCUCUCAGGCUACAGUCACAGAGACGACCCGAACGUGUUUUUCAUUACGUACGAAGAGCUCCAGAGAAACAAAAAAGAAGUUGUCCUACGGUUGGCCGGCUUUUUAGGCGAAGAGCAGAGGAGAGUGCUUGAAGAAAACCAGGACGUGUUUGAGCAAGUUCUCGAGAAGAGCACCGUGGAUUUCAUGAAGAAUAUAAUGAGGGCAAGCCCCAAAGAGGUCCUCAAGGUUCUUACCACAAACUCGCCACACCUUCAGCCGCCCCAGGUUGUCAGCAACCAGGAGUCUUGCCAAUCGACCGACGUCCAUAUCCUUCGCAAGGGAGUCGUGGGAGAUUGGAAGCAGCAUUUCAGCCCUGAAAAUAUCGAGAAGAUGCAGGCUGCCAUCAAAGAACGAACGAAGGGUUCGGAUAUCAUGAAUCUUUGGCAGUGUGACUGAGGCUCUGUGGUGCUUACGAUGACUCGGAUUUUUAUGAAAUUGAAAUAUUUGUUUUUUUAGAACUGUACGAGAAUAUGCACUAAAGCCGAACAGCUACUGAAAUCCUAAAACAGAAGCUAACCGUAACAUGUCCUCGCGAUCAUGUUGCUUCUAUUUAGCACUUGAAAUGUUUCAAUGCGAAGUACGUUGGUUUCAAUUUCAGCACUCUAAAAUUGAUAAAGUGGAUCCUAAAGCAGG